CGUGCCGCCCAAACGCGCCGGGCGCGGGGCCCCGGGGAACGCGAGCAGUCGGGGCGGUGCCGCCACGCCUCCCGGCACCAGAGGCGGAGCCCACGCCGCGGAGUCCCGCCCCAGCCUGCGUCCGCCCGUAGUCCAGUCGCUGCUCUUUUCCAGGCGGGUAAGCCCUAACAGGGGGAAUCUAAGAAAGAGUACCGGCUGGCUGGCCUUCCCAGCGCUCGAAGCCCCGCCAUGCUCGUCCUCCGAAGCGGCCUGACUAGGGCUCUGGCUGCGCGGAAGCUUGCGCCUCAGGUGUGCUCAUCUUUUGCUACAGGCCCCAGACAAUACGAUGGAACACUCUAUGAAUUUCGUACCUAUUAUCUUAAGCCCUCAAAGAUGAAUGAGUUCCUGGAAAAUACUAAGAAAAACAUUCAUCUUCGGACAGCUCACUCUGAAUUGGUUGGAUACUGGAGUGUAGAAUUUGGAGGCAGAAUGAAUAAAGUGUUUCAUAUUUGGAAGUAUGAUAAUUUUGCUCAUCGAACUGAAGUUCGGAAAGCAUUGGCCAAAGAUAAGGAAUGGCAAGAACAGUACCUCAUUCCAAAUUUGGCUCUUAUUGAUAAACAGGAGAGUGAGAUUACUUAUCUGGUACCGUGGUGCAAACUAGAAAAGCCUCCAAAAGAAGGAAUCUAUGAACUAGCUACUUUUCAAAUGAAACCUGGUGGGCCAGCUCUGUGGGGUGAUCCAUUUAAAAGGGCAGUUCAUACUCAUAUCAAUCGAGGCUACACAAAACUCGUUGGAGUGUUCCAUGCAGAAUAUGGAGUGCUCAACAGAGUUCAUGUUCUUUGGUGGAAUGAGAGUGCAGACAGUCGUGCUGCUGGGAGACAUCAGUCUCAUGAGGAUCCCAGGGUUGUGGCAGCUGUUCGGGAAAGUGUUAACUUCCUUGAGUCUCAGAAGAAUAUGCUUCUGAUUCCUAUGUCAUUUUCACCAUUGAAAUAGUUUUCCAUUGAAAUACGAAGCAUUGCAUUAACUGCUAUAAGAUGUGUCUGCUAAUGGUACUUAAACUCUCCCAAGAGAUUCUCAUUUUUAUAUGAAGGAGGUGGUAAGUUAAUUUGCUAUGUCCUUUGCAUUUUUAAAAGCUGUCUCUGUCCACUGUCACCACCACAAGGAAAUAGUUCUGUUCAUUUUCCCUUUGGCAUUUCAGUAUUUGUCAUACAUUAAAAAUUGUUGUCAUUCCUACAAGAUCUUGAUUUUUCAUUUGUUUCAGAAUAUCUCUUGUACUGUUUUGACAACCCUCUGCUUUUAUAGCAUUUCCUUAUGUUGAAAUAAUUGUCACAUUUCCAUGCCUAUGAUAAUAUUUCUAAACUAUUUAUAUACAUUGUCAAACUUUUCAUGUCUAUUUUUCUGAAAUUUUAAAAGUUUUUGUCCAGUAAAGUUUAUUUUGUAAUACUAAAUGGGAUUCAUAAAAAUAUUAAACAUGUUUAUUAUGGAAAAGUACAGUAUCAUCUGUAUCAUCUCUAUUAAUUUUGGUUUUUACAUUAAUAAUUACUUAUGUGGAAAAUAAUGUUAUUAGAUCCUCAUAUUAAAAACUGUUGAAGACUGAUUGGUUUAUAUGCUGAAAUGUCUUCAUUUACAAUUUAUUUUACUAACUUUUACUUCACUUUGGAUUACUAUUUAACAAAGAUACUUGGUACAAUCUAUCUGUGAUAAUGAGACAUUUAUGGUUAUGGAAAUGUUUGCCCUAAUAAAAGCCUACAGAUACAUUCUGAUUCUUUUUAUUGUG
Messenger RNA from Zalophus californianus (California sea lion), 1756 nucleotides. RefSeq names its product protein NipSnap homolog 3A. Gene Ontology annotation, cellular component: mitochondrion. The record is from RefSeq and is a predicted model, not a curated record. NCBI's taxonomy places the organism in Eukaryota, Metazoa, Chordata, Mammalia, Carnivora, Otariidae. Bases 229 to 972 code for a protein of 247 amino acids. The transcript has 6 exons.